Molecule: messenger RNA, 388 nt
Organism: Heterobilharzia americana
Lineage: Eukaryota; Metazoa; Platyhelminthes; Trematoda; Strigeidida; Schistosomatidae
Source: the annotation of a GenBank genome assembly
AUGCUGUCUCAGCAUAAUAUGCUCGUUGUACUGAUUGCUUUGAUAACUAUGUCCAACAUUAUUCAGUGGGGAGUCUCAACAGCUCAAGCAGAAAAUGGAAACAGUACGUCUCCACAGCAGAAAUCCAGAAGCUCAUUCUGGGGUUGGCUUAAAUGGAUAGUAACUGUGAUAUGCAUGAUAAAUAGCAUCAUCACCACUUACUUCUGAUAGUGAUGAUCAACAACACCGAAAUGAAAUUGUUUCUGAAGAUCUCAUCUUUCUGUUUAUCGAUGAAAAUGUACUAACUGUAAACUGUUGACUAUGUUUCUGACUUCUCUUAUCCUAUUCACAUGUCAUGAAUCAUCUCAUACUUCAUUUGUGUAUCUAUGCUUCAACAGAAUGUGAUAAU